Hibiscus syriacus is the source of this 2071-nucleotide messenger RNA. RefSeq names its product probable serine/threonine-protein kinase At1g01540. The record is from RefSeq and is a predicted model, not a curated record. Bases 247 to 1815 code for a protein of 522 amino acids. Gene Ontology annotation, molecular function: protein kinase activity; ATP binding. The transcript is spliced from 7 exons. Lineage: Eukaryota; Viridiplantae; Streptophyta; Magnoliopsida; Malvales; Malvaceae. Gene Ontology annotation, biological process: protein phosphorylation.
CACAUCUUCGCUCUUUGACUCUCACUGUUGGUUUACACUUGCAUCUCUCUCUUUAGUGACCUCAUAUGUAUCAUCAUUUCUUUGCUAGUUCCUCUCCUCCGCCUCACAUUCUGUCUCUCCCUCGUUUAUUGACAGAAAACAAGCAAGAUUACUUUGUAAUUUGACCCUGUUCUUUUUAGAUGCUGAAUAAACGAAAGUAGCCUGUGAGAGAAGAAGAAGAGGAGGAACAAAAGACAAAGGGAAAUAAUGUCUAACUAUUCAUUCUUAAACCACCAGCUCUCGAAAAGCACCUCCAUUUUCGGCUUGCGUUUGUGGGUUGUUCUUGGAAUCUGCGUUGGAGCUGCUAUCGUCAUCGUUCUCUUCCUUAUCUCCCUCUGGUUCACUUCUAAACGCCAAAAGAAAUCGACCCGUAGCGGCCACAACAGCAGCUUUAAACCUACUCAUAACUCUAUCGUCCCCAGUGUUUCCAAAGAGAUUCAGGAAAUCCGGGUCGACCCAUCUCAUCAUUCUAAUCCUGACGCUAAGCUUCACCAAGCUUCGAACCCCGACCCACUUCCAGAAUCGGAACAUGUAGUGGUUCUUCAUUCAGAAGAAGACAACAGCGCCGUCUCCGGGCGCAACAGAAUUCACAUUGAGAUAGGGAAGGAUCAUCGGAUUGCAUAUCCCGAACGUGGAACCGGUUCGGGUCAUGGAUCGGGUGAAUCCCGGUCUGGUGAUCAGGGGAUGACGAUUAUGGCGGCUCCGGAAGUUUCCCACUUGGGCUGGGGACAUUGGUAUACUUUGAGAGAGCUUGAGGAGUCUACUAAUGAGUUUGCUCCCGAGAAUGUGAUUGGUGAAGGCGGUUAUGGAAUUGUUUACCGUGGUGUUUUGGAAGACAAUACUAAAGUUGCUGUGAAGAAUCUACUAAAUAAUAGGGGUCAAGCUGAAAAGGAGUUUAAGGUUGAAGUGGAAGCAAUUGGACGCGUAAGACAUAAGAAUUUGGUGAGAUUGCUUGGUUAUUGUGCGGAAGGAGCUCAUAGGAUGCUUGUUUAUGAAUACGUUGACAACGGGAAUUUAGAACAAUGGCUUCAUGGAGAUGUUGGGCCUUGCAGUCCUCUUACAUGGGAGAUCCGUAUGAAUAUAGUGCUUGGAACCGCUAAAGGAUUGACAUAUCUGCAUGAAGGACUUGAACCUAAGGUUGUUCAUCGUGAUAUCAAGUCGAGCAAUAUUUUGCUUGAUAAACAGUGGAAUGCAAAAGUAUCUGACUUUGGCCUAGCAAAGCUCUUGGGUUCGGAAAGGAGCUAUGUGACAACUCGUGUGAUGGGAACAUUUGGAUAUGUAGCUCCUGAAUAUGCUAGCACUGGCAUGUUAAAUGAGCGAAGUGAUGUAUACAGCUUUGGCAUUCUUCUCAUGGAAAUAAUUUCAGGAAGAAAUCCAGUGGAUUACAGCCGGCCUCAAGGAGAGGUAAAUCUGGUGGAAUGGCUUAAAACAAUGGUUACCAACAGGAAUGCGGAGGGUGUUUUGGAUCCAAGGUUACCUGAAAAACCUUCUUCCAGAGCACUGAAACGAGCCCUUUUAGUUGCUUUACGCUGUGUAGACCCAAAUGCUCAAAAAAGGCCCAAGAUGGGGCAUGUGAUUCAUAUGCUUGAGGCUGAUGAGUUUCCAUUUAGAGAUGACCGUAGAGCUGGAAGGGAUAACAUGCGCUCCACACAAGAUGGUGUGAAGGAUAGAUUGGCAGAGAAACCUAUGAAUGAAUCAGGUGACAGCAGUGGAUAUGAAAGUGGUGCCCAAACUAAUAGAUCAUUAUGGAGAAAACCAGAAUCUGAAGAGCAAUAGCUGUGCAAAAUCAAAGUUAAGCUGAAUCGACUACGUUCUUCAGAGCCAGCUCAGGCAAACACACUACUUUCCCAUCUCCGUAUGUGUAUAAAUAUGAUUCAUGUUGUCUCUCAAUGCGAUAUAUACUUUUUGUUUGUAGAUUAUGUAGGCCUUUAUGCCAAUUUUAGUAUAUUCCAUUUGCUAAUUAGAUGCAUGUAAUACUGUUUCUUCAUUUAACUUUACUAAGUUUUUGGCUUAUGAUAUUAUUUAGUAGUAA